AGUCAUAAUAACAAUUCUGGUAAAACUAAUUCCUUCACAAAUGUUUUUGUGCUUAAAUUAAUUAUAUAUGGUAUCUACAUUUUGAGAAAAAAGUCCUCAAAAAAAUUCCUUGCACAGUCCUUGAAAAUCAAUCUCAAAGUUAAGUAAAAGUCACAACUAAAUCGUGUCUCUUACAGUACACCAUAUUUUUAUUCUAUGUACUUCCGGUCGUUACCGGUGUCGAUGUCAACGUUCAAGGUUGUUUAUGUUUUCGGUAAAAUAUCAGAAAUAACUACAAUUCCAGGCUUUCUCAUGCAAAGCAUAAAACAGAUAACGUGAGCAUGCAUGGUGCUAAUCAAGCUAAAAUGGUAAACUAAGAAGAAGAAAAUUGCAAGUUAUAUAUUUGAUGUUAUCAGUCAUACCUGCAUAUGUUAAUGAUGUGAAUGUGACAUUAACCAAGAGUACGUAAAAUGAGCAUUGAAGGGACAGUUCUUUGUGUCCUUUGUAACAAGGCAGAUGGUGGCGAAACAUCAACACUGAGGGAGAAAGGGUGUGAAGGGUUAAUGACAGCAAGUAAACUGAGAGGAGAUGAGCUAAACGUAGUUCCUGGGAUGGUUGUACAUCAAGAAUGCAGAAGAAAAUAUUGCCACCCGAACAGUCAGCGAACCGUACAAUGCAACGAAACUCAGAUAUCAAGCCCAAGUACAAGACAAUCUUGUAAAAGUCGCUUUGACUUUCAAACUAACUGUUUGUUUUGUGGCAGCAAUGCAAAGUUCAAAGACCGUAAAAAGGGUUAUGGUGUGUUUCCUGUUAGAACUUUAGAAUUUCAGUCUAGUAUUAAAGAUAUUUGUAAAAAACGAUGUGAUGAGUGGGGUAAAAUUGUAUUGGGGCGCAUUGAGUUUGCACAGGAUCUCCCGGCUGUUGAGGCAAGGUACCAUCAGACAUGUUGUGCUAAUUUUAGGUCAGGAUGUAAUAUUCCUGUAUGUAAGCAGGAGCUUCUAGAACCAAGCAAAUGUAAGAAAGGUAGACCUACAAAUGUACUUGCUGAUAAUGCAUUUUCUGAAGUUAUCAAAUAUUUUGAGAGUAAUGCUAAUGAACAAAUGUCUUUGUCUGACCUUGUUAAUGAGAUGGAAAAACUUUGUGGUACAGAGGCCUAUAGUAGCGUUUACAUGAAGAAGAAACUUCUAGAACAUUUUGGAGAUAGUAUCAUGAUAUCUGAAUUAAAUGGGAAACCAAAUGUUGUGACAUUUAAAAGUAACGCUCAUGGUAUUCUUCAUUCUUUCUAUCACAGAAACGAGAACCAUGACUGUGAGUCAGAAACAAGGGCGAUUAUAGAAACGGCUGCUAAGCUUAUUCUUAAUGACAUAAAAUCAAUAGAAAAGAGUAUUGAAGAAUAUCCAACUUCAUCCGAUAUAAUGAGCAAGGACAAAAACAGACAGUAUGUUCCAAAUAGUCUGGAGUUGUUUUUAAAGCUUAUCAUUGAUAAUAAAUCAUAUGAGUUAAAGACGUUAUCAAUAGGACAGGCAAUUGUUCAAUCGUCAAGACCCCGUGGAAUUAUUUGUCCCCUCCAGAUUGGAUUAGGAGUACAAAUGCACCACCAGUUUGGUUCACGAUUUUUGAUUGACACGUUGAGUAGUCUUGGUUUCUGUUCUACCUAUCAAGAAGUUCAAAGAUUUGAACGGUCUUCAGCUUCAUCUCAUGGAACACAAAUAGAUAAAAUGAACGAUCAGUUUAUACAGUUUGUCGCAGACAACGUUGACCAUAACACUGGAACACUUGACGGACAUGGGACAUUUCAUGGGAUGGGUAUCGUGGCUGCAGUUACCCCAAAGUUAGAACAGAAAAAAAUUAUUCCAAGAUGUCUGAUUACAAAUGAUGAUCUUGUUGAAAUAGGAAAAAUUAAUAUUCAUUUCUACAGGCAGCAAAGUAACAAUAUGGAAAGAAUGGUGUUUAAAAAGAUGGCCGAAAUAAUAAAUGAACCGUUUGAGCCUCUUGAUUUUGUGAUAAAAGUUGCACGUCCUCUAAAAAUGCAAGCACCUAGCUGGUCAGGACUUAUGCAGAUGGUAAGAACAGGGUCAUAUCCGGGUCAAUCAAGUGUUGUGAUGAUGCCUAUGAUAGAUCUCAAUCCAAGUGACAUGGCAUGUGUCUAUUCAACUUUGAAAUUUGUGGCAUUGCAGAGUAGCCGUGUUAAUUCAGCACCUAUAGUUACAUUUGACCAGCCAUUGUAUUGGAAGGCGUUGAAUAUCAUCACGAACGAGCCUGAAGGAAGUGACAUUAAACAUGUUAUUGUGAGACUUGGGGCUUUCCAUACACAAAUGAGCUUUCUUGGGAGUAUAGGCCGACUAAUGGAAAACACAGGACUAGCUGAGCUAUUAGCAACAGUCUAUGCUCCUAACACGGUGGGAAACAUGCUAAGUGGAAAGGCAGUUAGUAGAGCAAUCAGAGGACACUUUCUUGUUGAUGAUGCUUUGAAUAUCAUACUGGUAGAGAAAAUCUUUCCAACACUGUUAAUAACAGAUACUGACCUAAACAAUAAUGAUGAAUGUGUAACAGCUGACCCUGAAUACAAAAAUAUCCAAGUAGGUGACACUAAGCAUGUAACAAAUAUCUUUGAAGGUAUCUUAGCCAAUCAGAUAAAUCUGGAAGAAAUAAGUGUGGACACAACUGUUUUGGAGAUGAACCAAAUGUUUAAAAAUGCCAAAUGUAGGCUUGCUAUUGAAAACAGAACUGCAAGGCUAUGGUUACAAUAUAUGGAUAUGAUUGCCAUUUUAAAGAAAUUUAUAGCUGCAGAAAGAAUGGGUUUAUGGAAUAACCACUGUGAAUCGAUGCAGAAAAUGUUACCCUUCUUUGCUGCAUCAGGACAUAAUUUGUACCUGAAAUCUGGAUACGUGUACCUUCAAGAUAUGUUUGACCUGAAAGAUACACAUCCAAAUGUAUAUCAAGCCUUUUGUGAAGGACACCAUGUGAUUAGACGAAGUGAUAGAUACUGGGCAGGAUUAUCGUCAGACCUUAUUAUUGAACAAGUACUGAUGAGGAGUGUUAAGUCAGUUGGAGGUAUGACGAGAGGUCGAGGUAUGACAGAGGCUCAGAGAGCACAGUGGCUCCUUUCAAUGCCUGCGUGUGCUGACAUCAACAACGCAAUGCAAGACUUCACGGGGCAAAAGUAUGAAAGCAAUGAACAACAUAAAGAUUGUACUGAAGCUAGGAUAAGCAGAGAUGAAAAGGAUAGAAGAAUAUUCUUAGAAUUUCUAAAAGAACGCAACCCUUUUUCGAAUCAACAGUGUUUACGAAAUAUUGAAACUGGAGCUGUUGCUGAGGCUAGUGUUAAUGUCGACCGAGCCGUAGAUAUUGGGCAAAGGAUUUUAGAAGAAAUGACAGGAAAGAAUGUUCAAGAAUAUACCUUCAAAAGAAACCGACAGGCCAUUACACUUGGUACAAAAAACAGUAUAAAAGUUGGUGGAGAAGAUAUACAUGUUGACCCACAAUUAUUAUUCCAGCGGUUAUUGACAGUUGCUGAUGAUUCAGUGGACAGAAUUGAAGAAGUAUUUUCCUAUGAGCUUUGUGGUCAUCCUUCUUCACUAUUUGACUCAUCCGGUCUAUUGCGAGAGGCACAAAAGCCAGCGUUGGCUAACGCAAUUUGGGAACUCGGACAAUGCGGAGCAACACAAGUGCCAAAUGACGAUGUAUGUUACGUCCUGGACGGAGGGUCGUUAGUACAGAGGUUACCUUGGAGAUAUGGAUCGACUUUCCAUGAUAUUUGUAAUCAAUAUGCAACAAUGGUGCAGCUACAUUAUGGCUGUGCUUACAUUGUAUUUGAUGGCUACGUAAACGGUCCUUCUACUAAAGAUGUGACACAUGAACGCCGGAGAAAAGGAGUAAUUGGCACAAAGGUCAACUUUGAUGCAAGAACACCUUUCAAAACCAAAAAAGAAGUAUUCCUCUCUAAUUAUGAAAACAAACAGAAUUUCAUCAACUUAUUAGGGACGUAUCUAACAGACAGGAAAUGUCAUGUAUCAAAUGCCUCAGAGGAUGCAGAUCUUCAAAUCGUUCAGACUGCAAUUAUGAAAGCAAAUGACAAAACGACAGUAGUUAUAGGUGAAGAUACAGAUAUAUUGGUUCUGCUAUGCUAUCAUGCUAAUACUUCCAAAGAAAACAUAUUUUACAGAUCCGACACGAAGACCAACAUUAAGAAGAAGAAGAUUUGGGACAUCAAGAAAACAAAAGCAGUCCUUGGUAGUGAUACGUGCAAACGUUUACUCUUUAUUCAUGCUUUUUCUGGGUGCGAUACCACUUCGAGGUUGUACGGCAUUGGAAAAAGUGUGGUGUUGAAAAAAGCAAUCACUGAUGCUCAUUUCCAAAGGCAAGCAGAUAUAUUUCAUGCUAAUUCUACCCAUGAUGAAAUAGAAGCAGCUGGAGAACAAGCAUUGAUAUGUAUAUAUAACGGAAUAUUUGGUGAAGGAUUAGAUACCCUCAGGUAUAAAAAAUUUAUUCAUAAAGCAAACACUGGAAACACUGUGGUUCAAGUUCAAACAUUGCCACCUACAAAAGCAGCCGCAAAGUUCCAUAGUUUUCGAGUUUACUUGCAAGUUCAGAAUUGGAUCGGAAGAGACCUAAGUGUUUUGUUUUGGGGAUGGGCUAAGAAUAGCUUGGAUUCAAGACUGAUUCCUAUCCAAACAUUAAUGCCUGUUGCUCCAGAAAGACUUCUAAAAGUUAUAAGAUGUUCAUGCAGGGUCAACUGUGAUACUAAAAGGUGCACAUGCAGAAAACAUGGACUAUCAUGCUCUAUGUGUUGUUCAGAAUGCCAGGGUACUGGCUGUAGUAAUUCGCAUACUAUUGACUACGAAAGUCAGACUACGGAAGAGACUUAGAUGAAUUCUGAGUAAUCUGAGUGAAUAAAUCAGGCAUUUCCGAUUAGGAAUACUAGACAAGUAUUAACAACAGUUGUAUAUUUUGCUUUUUUCAGUCACAUUUUAUGCAUUUCCAGUCACAUUUUAUGCACUGUACAAUUUUGACUAUAUUAGGGAAAAAAGAGUUGGUAAUCAUCUUAAUGUAUCACUUCUAUAAUGUAAUGAUUGUUGUAAUGUGUUGUAAUGAAUAUUUGUACAUUUAAAAGUUAUAAAUGUGUGUUGUAAUGAAUGUUUGUACAUUUAAAAGUUAUUAAUGUGCACUAUUUAAAAUGUUAUUAAAAAGGAAUAGUGAUAUAUCGGCAUAUGAGUACGUAAAUGCAUUUUGUAAAAAAAUAGCAACAAAACAGACCUGUUGUUUCACACAUGUAUAAUAUAUUGAAAUUAUUAACUAUAGAAUCAUUGAAGAAUGUUUCAGACAUCUUGGUGAAUUAUACUGCUUAUUUAUAGAUUAUUUCAUGGUACCUUACAAAAAUCUUAAAAAAAUAGUUUUAUCAUUAG
Molecule: messenger RNA, 5384 nt
Organism: Ruditapes philippinarum (Manila clam)
Lineage: Eukaryota; Metazoa; Mollusca; Bivalvia; Venerida; Veneridae
Exons: 5
Coding region: 450-4847 (1465 amino acids)
Source: RefSeq, a predicted model, not a curated record